Molecule: messenger RNA, 1178 nt
Organism: Xenopus tropicalis (tropical clawed frog)
Lineage: Eukaryota; Metazoa; Chordata; Amphibia; Anura; Pipidae
Gene: timm13
Product: translocase of inner mitochondrial membrane 13 homolog
Biological process (GO): protein insertion into mitochondrial inner membrane
Cellular component (GO): mitochondrial intermembrane space chaperone complex; mitochondrial inner membrane
Source: RefSeq, marked provisional
UUGAAAUGGACGGGUUCGGGGCUGACUUCUCUGUGGGGGGAUCUAGCUCUGGGAAAGUUGAUACCGGAGCAAUAAUGGAACAAGUUAAGGUGCAGAUCGCAGUUGCAAACGCUCAGGAACUUUUGCAGAGAAUGACUGAUAAAUGUUUCCGAAAAUGUAUUGGAAAGCCAGGUGGAUCUCUCGACAAUUCUGAGCAGAAAUGUAUUGCAAUGUGUAUGGACAGAUAUAUGGAUGCCUGGAACACAGUUUCUCGGGCAUACAACUCCAGAUUGCAACGAGAACGUGCCAAGAUGUGACCUGAUAAAAGAACACUGCAAGACCUAUCUACAACACAAGCACUGAGCUGAUUUAGAAAUAUAGAAAAGGACAACUACCAGACAAUGAUACAUUUCUAAUUAAAAAUGUUAACUGUUAAUGCAGGAAUCACUAACUGUUAUUGACCAUGUUUUAGUUUAUUUCAAGGGUUAAACAAUAAUUUAACGACUAGUCAAUACAUUUUUUUUCCAUCAUACUUGAAACUCUAGAAUCUAUAGUGUUGGCACUGGUAAUUUUUUCUCAAAACCUAUUUUCUUAAAGAGUUAAAUCUCAUAAGCCAUGAAGUUUUUUUUACAGCUGCUGUUGUGCAGCCAUCCAGUUCCAGAUAGGCAGGAUUUACAUAUGAUAAAUUGCUGGUUAAUUGUAGUUUGACUUUUUUAGUCAUAAUAGCCCUAUUUUCCUUUUUAUUUUUGUGUGUCAGUGCUAAAAUAAAUAUUAUAUUCCUGUUGGAGGUCUUAGAGAAAUUGGGAUUUCUUACCAUAAUUAGAGAGCUAACCGCUUUCUCCAGCAUCACAUAAUAUGACCGAUGUGUGGGAAAUCCUGUUUUCUAGAGUAUGGAAAUAAAACAAUUUUUGUAAUGUGUCCGAGGCCUAAACCUUUUGUAUUGACGGUUGCAUUUUCCAUGGAACUCUGCAGAUCUAAUGCAAAACUAUCUAAUUUGUUGGUAAAUUAAUGUGUUUUCAUACAUAAUUGCAGCAGAACUUUGGUCUUGUGUAGGAUUUCAUUUUCCAGACAAAAUAAUAAAUUAAUAUAUGGGUACAUUAAUUGCAUAACUAUAGUAUUUAAAGCUAAAACUGAUUUUGCCAACUUGCUGAGCCUUCAGGCCUUGUUGGAAUGUUUUGAAUAAAUUCUACUCUUUAUCA